AUGGAUAUGGACAACGAACAAAUCAACCAGAAGAUUCGAUCGCGGCGGACGCAUCGUAAGUCUCGUCUUGGAUGUGGAAAUUGCAAGAAGCGUCGCGUCAAGUGCGAUGAAAGGAAGCCAAGUUGCAAUAAUUGCUUAAUGCACUCUAUCAACUGUGACUUCCAAACUCCAUCCUCAAGAUCCCCUUCAGCCGGCUCAACACCACCGCAACGCUACCAAUUCCGGCAAUCAAAGUACCAAGCACUGGCACCUUCGCCGUCGCAGGAUGAAGACAAUUGCCGCUCUAUCGCAGUGCAAUGCGAUCCUCCUUCUCCUCCAACUAGACACCUGGUGGCAACUCCAGGGGAAGGAAUCUCCCUAGCAGACCUUCAUCUCUUCCACCACUUCACCACAACAACCUCGAGUACAAUUACAGACGAAGCAAAAGAUGCGCAAAAGGUCUGGCAAAUCCACGUUCCCCAAUGGGGCAUGUCAUUCCCCUCAAUCCUGCAUCUCCUCCUCACAUUCUCGGCGCUCCAUCUUGCAUAUCUGAACCCCGCCAGAAGGGGGUUGUAUACGCGUCAAGCAGACGAGCAUUUCACGUUCGGCGUGCGCUCUGUUACGGCGGUUCUUGCGCUGGAUACGUUAGACUCGCAGAACUGUCAGUUUAUCUACAUCGCAGCUAUCAUGAUUUGUUUUGCCUAUUUUGCGCGCGGGCCGCGGGAUGGCGAGUACUUGGUGUUUAACGCCAAUGGGAAAUCUGAAUGGCUAGUACUACUACAUGGGGUGCGGUCGAUACUAGACCAGAAGCGUGAGGAGAUUUUCACUGGCGUGCUAGAACCGCCUGACGAGAGUCCGGAUUUGGAUAUCGACGUAUCUGCCCCUGGGCUGGACGAGGAAUUGUCGCGACAUAUUCAGCGUCUUCAAGAAGUCAGGGAAAUGGUUAAUCUCGAGACAGAAGGAGAUAGGGAAGUCUACGUUGGCGUUGUGGAUAACUUGGUUGAGUCCUUUGAGGAAACAUAUCGGCGACGGGGAAGGGCGUACCACCCAACGGAUCUGAUGCCGUACACUAUGGGGUGGACGUUCCGACUCCCUGAUACAAUGAUCACUAAGUUGGAGGAAAGGGAGCCAAUUGCACUUAUUAUUCUUGCGCAUUGGGCUAUCCUGCUGCGGUAUAUGAGAGACUCUUGGUUCAUGGAACGGUGGGACCAUCAUAUCGUCUUGGGGAUCAAGACGUGCCUCCCUGAGGUGUAUCAUGCGUGGAUUGAGUGGCCGGAGGAGGUUGUUGCCUAUGUGCCCUAG
Molecule: messenger RNA, 1281 nt
Organism: Aspergillus puulaauensis
Lineage: Eukaryota; Fungi; Ascomycota; Eurotiomycetes; Eurotiales; Aspergillaceae
Product: Zn(II)2Cys6 transcription factor domain-containing protein
Exons: 2
Coding region: 1-1281 (426 amino acids)
Biological process (GO): regulation of transcription by RNA polymerase II
Molecular function (GO): zinc ion binding; DNA-binding transcription factor activity, RNA polymerase II-specific
Source: RefSeq, a predicted model, not a curated record